GCGUGCUGUCCACUCUUAGCAACAUCCGCAGCGGCGAGUCCGUCCCCAAAGCUGCUCCCCCACCCCGUGCCGAUUGAACAGAUGAGGCAGCCGCAGAAAGGUGGUGAGAUUUUCCUGGAAUCUCUCGCUGGGUUCAACACCCAAGAGCAACGUGGUGGAACCGACCGGGCUGGCAUCUCCACGACCUUUGAGAGGAAAUACCACUCUCGAGAGGAUUGGACUGGAGAGAGGACUUCCACCUCUUCUUUAGCAGCACUUUGUCCUGGGAUUUGCAGAGAUGGCAGGAGACAUGAUGAGGACCGAACCGUAGCAAGCCAUGGAAGGCCUCCAGCUCCGGGCCUCUAGCAGGCGUGGCCUCUUCCGGCUCUCGGCAGUGAAGGUGAAAUUGGUUCACGUAGCUCUGGUCUUCUUUUUCCUCCUCUCGGUGGCCAUGACCACUUGCUUCGUCUGGCAGUACAGCCUUCCUAAAGUGGAACCCAGUCCAACAGUAAUGGAAGUAAAGGCAGAUGCAGUCCAGAUGUGCCCCCGAUACCCAGACCCUGUGCCUUUAGAUCACCCCAUCCCAGUCUUGAAGGAUGCUCUGGAACAGGUGGACACACUCCUUCGCCUCAAAAUCCACAACCCCAGUCUUCCAGCAAUGUCUGCCAUUGUUAUCUACAACAACACAGUACUGUGGACUGGAAACUUUGGAAAAAGGAAUGGUUCGGACCCCCUCUCGAGCAUCCCCAAUGAAUAUACCGUUUACAGAAUCGCCAGCAUCUCCAAGAUCUUCCCCACCUUGAUGCUGUACAAGCUAUGGGAGGAAGGCAAAGUGACGUCACUCGAUGACCCUAUAGAACGUUACACCCAGAGCUUCACGAUCAAGAACCCCUUGGGGCGCCUCAAGGAGUCAGAGCAGCAGUACACGGCGGAUGGGCUGAUCUUCCUCGAGAAAGGCUCGGUGCCCCUCAAGGCAUCUCCGGUGACCCUGCGCAGAAUGGCCAGCCAGCUCUCAGGACUGCCACGGCGGCUGCGUUCCACCAGCCUGUUGUGGAAAGGAACCACCCAGGAAGCUCUGGCACUCCUGAAAGAUGACGUCUUGGUAGCAGACCCAGGAACCAGGUGCCAUUACAGCAACCUGGCAUUCUCAUUAAUGGCACACGUGUUAGCAGAACAUGCCGCCGAGUGCGAGUAUCAGCGCUGGGUCUCUGAGAACAUCCUGGACCGCUUGGGAAUGGAAGACACUGGCUUUGACAUCACACCUCCCAUCCGUUCCCAGAUGGCCGUUGGUUUCUAUGGCAGUGGACAGCCCGCUCCGCUCUAUGACCUAGGUUGGUACAGGCCUUCUGGCCAGAUGUACUCCACAGCAGCUGACCUUGCCAAGCUAGCCAUGGUAUUCUUGGGCACCUACCACCGGCGUCUUUUGGAACCAGACACUGUAAAGAUCAUGCUGACACCCCUCUUCAAAUGCUCCAGUGAAUACUUUGCCAACAAGACUGGAACACCCUGGGAGAUCAAUGAGCAGAUGGGCUAUGAUGUUAUUAGGAAGGAUGGUGACCUGGAUGGCUACUCGGCAACUUUUUCCCUGAUCCCCAAGCUCCGCUUGAGUUUCAUAGUGCUGAUGGCUGGGCCCCGUCCACAGGGGAGAGACAUUGUAGCACAAUCAUACGAGUAUCUGAUCCCAGCCAUGGAGACUGCCUUCCGGGAAGCGGAGAAGAGCCUCAAUGCGCCUCCAAGUCCCACCCCUUACGUUGGCUACUACACCUAUUCAAACCUGACCUUUUAUGAAAUAAAGGUUGGUGCUCAUGGGAUACUGGUCAUGCAGCAGUUUGGACCACAUAUCGAGAAGCUGAUCCCGGAGAAUUAUCGGACCAUCAGAUUGCAUCAUCUUGAGGACCGGGUCUUCCAAGUGGUGUUUGACAAGGAAUUCCCAUGCACCUUGAGCUUAGGGUCUGCAUCGGUUUCCCUGGAGACCCAAGAUGGGCAGCUGUUUAACUUCUACCCUUUUGAGCAGAAGGGGUUGUCUCCUGGUUUCGAUGCUCCAGGACUGAAUACAUACAAUGUGGUGCGCAUUCCACGCAAGCCGGUGUUCUACAGCUAAUUGCCAACUAAAGGGAAGGGGAUUUUGACACUUCUUUCUGGGCCCAUAACCUACUGUGGCCCAUAACUUGCUAUGGCCCCCAUGACCUGUUGGUAAUUCUCUCUGGUAAGAGAUACCUUUUUAUUACAGCAGAGUACACAGAGGCAAAAAACACAAAGACCUGCAAAACCAUGGGGAUUCAGAAAGGACAGCACACCAAUGGCUUUUUUUUUUGUGGUCUUUUCCUGUAAAACAAUAUUACUAGCUCCACUGAAGAUUGUUUGGACAUGUAAUUCUUUAUUAAAAUUAUUCACACCCUGCCUUUCCUAAUGGCUGAAGGCAGCUUACAAAUCAUAAUUAAAAGCAUCACAGUUUAGCAUAGACCCCAGAACACCACAACUGUCUUCUUGAACCCCACCCUAAGACAUGGCCCAUGGUUCUCAUACACUUACUGAAAUAGAUUCUGGGCAUUGAUCCAUCACAGAAACACAGUUUUUUUCAAUCGUGUGGCUGAGACAUGUUCUGGUUGAAGAUCUGGGCAUGAACAUGCUGUGAUCUGGGGUUAGAAGAGAAAAGUUUACAUUUAUAUCCUGCUUUUCUCAACCUUUAUGGAGUUUUGUUCCUGUUUGGGUAAGAGAGUUUGGGUUGUGGGAGGGUUCUUUAUGACCAUGUAGGUGUUUGACCAUGUAGGUGUGUGACCAUGUAUGACCACCGGUAUUUGUGUAACUACUUAUAGAGAAUACCCAAGUAAAGAACAUGGAUCUGCUUUGGCUACAGGAAUUGGGAGACAGUGAUUUUACUUCAAAAUGUCUUAUAUCCUGGCUGGACCUCUGGAAUAGGGAUGGCCAGUGGCAUCUGCAAGAUUCUCUUGGGAUUACAGUUCAUCUCCAGACCACAGAUAUCAGUUUCCCUGGAGAAAGGGGAUGCUUUGGAAGGGGAAUUGUGUGGCAUUGUUCCUCUUCUUUUCGGGCUCCAUCCCUAAAUCUCCAGAGGUUUCCCAGCCUGGAUUUGGCAAACCUACGGGCCUUCCAUCCUCCACCAGUGGACAUGGGGGCCCUGGAAACCCUAUCCCUGAAGCAGGCAGCACCCCCCGAGCUGGACCUGUUAGGAAGCAAAGCGUGCAUCAAAUGUCCCUACUGCUCCUGGAACAUAUUUCCUUGGCUGAUCCUGCAAGCUUGUAGCUUGUUUGAUCUUGCCACGCCUGGGGAAAGGCCUGCAUCGUUUUAUUCAAGCCAGUGACCUGAAUCUUGGCGUUUUAUCUUUCGGAGGAGCAAAUGGAUCUUGUCGUCGAAGGCCUGGCACCACGUCAGCCAUAAGGCUUUGGGGCGGAUUAAGGACUGAAAGAGAAUGUGAUGGGAAUAGUUUCAAAUCCGAGGAUUAAACCGUGGGUGAGGGAGGCCAGGAUAUGAAUCUGCACCCUGGGACGAUUACACGUGGCCCUGCGCAAUCCCAUUCACCAACGCUCUUGGGGACAGAAUCAGUCAGAUGGGCAAGGAAAGGAAACACUGGCUUGCAUUUGGAUGCAGACAGACUCAUGUUUCAAUCUUCCAAUGGAAAAAAAUAAUUAGAAAUUUCGAGGGGCUUGGGGGGGGGGGGAGGACCUCCUCUGAAAUAUUUUGAAAUGAGUGAAAAACGAUAAGGUUUUGCUUGCUCUAAAUUUGUAGUUUUGAAGAUUUUUCUUUCGGGCAGCAUUAGAGGAAGCUAAUUGCUGUAUAUACUCAACUCCGUCUUUAUUACAAUCCAAGAUCAGUGAACAAGAAUAGCAAUGAAAUGUAAUCCACAAUGAUUGUAUUUCAUAAUCACUGUAUAUGCCGUGCGCGCGUGCAUGUGUUUGUGUGUGCUGUCAAGUCGCAGCUAGCUUUUGGUGACGGCACAGAGUUUUCAAGGCAACGGACGUUCAGAGGUGAUUUGUGAUUACCUGCGUCCCAGUAAACUGGCAGAGUUCUGAGAGAACUAGGAUUGACCCAAGGCCACUUCAUAUGGAAGUGUGGGAAAUCAAACUCAGCUCUCUGUGUUAGAGUCCACUGCUGUUCACCAUCACACCACACUGGCACUAUCUGUGCUGUAUACACAGACAAUAUUCCAAGGACAUAUUUAUUGUUUAAAUGGGACUAAUUCUGUCUGCAACUAGUUUGCAAUAAUCUGUAUAAUAAUCCAACACUAUUGAAAACGUUGCUGUUUCCCAGGUUAUCCAUUUGCAAGAAAGAAUGUUAUAUUGCACGUUGGAAAUAUUGCCUUCCUUCCUUCUGUUCUGUAGUAAGUCAAGGAAGCUGGCCAUGUGAUAUCAGUAUUUGCUGCAAGUCCUAUAGUGGUUGAAUGAGAAACUGUGCCCAAGCAAUACACUUUCUUUUGUUUGCUACAAAA
This is a messenger RNA of Sphaerodactylus townsendi, 4423 nucleotides long. It is a transcript of the gene LACTBL1, whose product is annotated as lactamase beta like 1. The coding region runs from base 317 to 2080 and encodes 587 amino acids. Lineage: Eukaryota; Metazoa; Chordata; Lepidosauria; Squamata; Sphaerodactylidae. The transcript is spliced from 8 exons. The record is from RefSeq and is a predicted model, not a curated record.